AUGUCUGCUCUCAUCUCUGUCACAGUACUCGCUGUGGCUUUGGGCUUGUUUUCCUUUGGUGUCGGCAUGCUUCCUUUGACUUUUGCUAUUGCCAAGAACCACUUGUCUUUGGUCUCGAGAUUAGGUACAGGACUACUAAUCGGAACUGCAUUCGGUGUGAUCAUACCCGAAGGAGUGGAAGCGUUGGUACACAGCUCGCCGGAUUCGUCGGUUCCAACUACCACACUAGCACUGUCGCUGCUAGUCGGUUUUUGCAUCAUGCUCGCCGUCGAACAUCUUGGGCCCUCGGCUCAUAGUCAUGGUCAUGAGCUCCCUCCGUCGGCUUGGUCUACGCAAACACCGGGGGCCGAUGUAGAACUGUCUCAAUUAGAGAGUGAGCAGGGCAUUCCUCACAUCGGCGAAGAAGCUACCAUACCCGCUCUCCCGUUGACAUUGGGCAUGGUCCUUCACGGGCUUGCUGAUGGGUUAGCGCUGGGAGUGUCUGCCCUAUCAACCAGCGAUACUCAGAGCUCCACCAACCUAUCUCUGGUUGUAUUCAUGGCGCUUGCGGUACACAAAGCUCCUACGGCGUUGGCAUUCACCAUCUCGCUGCUUUCCACCUCGUUACCGCGCAGUGAAUGUCGCAAACACCUUCUGUUGUUCAGCUCGUCUACACCAGUCGGCGCUGUUGUGGCUUACCUGCUGUUCUACCUUACGGGUUUCGGUGAUGCCAGCAGGGUCGGUAUUGCACUUCUCGUCUCAGGUGGAAGUUUUUUGUACGUAGCGACCGUCUUACAGCCCGUCUCACACGAACACCGAGAAGCCGAAGGGGCCGCAGAUCGCAGGGAGGCGAAAGUGAAGCUAGCGUUACUUCUCGUCGGUGCUCUCAUCCCGCUCAUGCUUUCUACACUUCUCGAGCAUGACCAUUGA
This is a messenger RNA of Peniophora sp. CBMAI 1063, 909 nucleotides long. Lineage: Eukaryota; Fungi; Basidiomycota; Agaricomycetes; Russulales; Peniophoraceae. The record is from the annotation of a GenBank genome assembly.